UGUAAUCAUGUAAUCAUGACCUUUUUCUACAGUUUUCAUUUUGGGGUGAAAACAGCCAGGACUGAUGUCGAACUAUAUAAAGCGUUGUGGCAGUUGAAAUUAAAAAUGAAGCUGGCCAUUAUUUUCUUGUCCAUUUGUGUGGCCAUGUCUCACCAACAAUAUUACCACCCCCGGAUGAUGAUGGGCUAUCCCUGGAUGUCUCCAUUCGCCCAGUAUCCCAUGUAUUUCAAUAAUUACAUGGAGGACCCAUACAUGAGCCAGCGUGAGGACGUGUAUGAUACUGAAGACGUUCAGGGGAGAGUUAAGGGCUCGUUUCAACAAAGAGGAGAAAAUCGAUUUUUAUCAGGAAGUGGAUCAACUUCCAUUGGAAAUCCCCUGUUGAAAACUGUUACCUUUACCAUCACGUCCACCUGCACUGCCCUGAGCGUCACGACGUGCGUGGCCAUUUCGAAUUUGUCGCCCAAUCCGGUCGCUUGUAACGGACGCCGGAGACGCUUCGCCGAGUACAACGACGAGCAAGGCGAAGACAUUGGGGCCCAAUAUCCAAUCAUCCCCAGCGAAGUUCGCAUCGUGAUGCCAACCGAGGAGCCGAGUUCAGGACUGACACACAAAUCCCGUCAAUUACCAUUUGGCAUUUCUUCGUCGAUUGAUGAUGAGAAUGAACUCGCCGGUAUCGGGAAACAACAGCGGGGCAAACGAUUUCUCCAGCAAUUCUGGAACGCUUUUGCUACUGGAGUAACGUCGACUAGCUGGUCGGUGGUUUCCAGUACCUUCACUUCGACCCUGGCCAUUCCUGGUGUUAGCACCGUCCUGCCGUGUCUGCCGGCCGGUUAUGGCAUUUGCCAAAUUGCGGUUGGCAAGAAAUUCCAGGAGAGAUUUAAAUUGACGCUACUGAUUUUAACGUUAGGAGGAAUUAUUAUUUUCUUUUGGUUUACAGACUUUCCAGAUAGCACCAAAUCUGAGUCGUCUGUCGUAACAGAAAAUGAACGUCUUUUCAAACCGAAUAAAGGUUUAAACAUUUUCUUUAUCGAGACGUCGGGUCGAUCUUGCCUGACUGCCCGUCAGGCGUGCGGGAUUGAAUCGGCCGCUAGAGAAAAUCCAAAGGCAACCAUCACGAUGUACAUGGAGAAGAAUCCAAUAGUCAACCUGCCAAUAAUUGAUAACACCCAUAAGAGAAAAGUUGAAUGUGAUAUCACUGGCGCGUUAUUCAAACAAUUCCAGAAUAUUCGAAUUAUCAGGGAAGAUUUGCUGGACUAUUUAGAAGGAACUCCAUUCUGGGAAUUUUACCGGACUGGCCCAUUUAACAAGUCGACCAAUCCGCUGGUUCACCGGAGUGAUGUAAUCCGCGUAGCUUUGCUGUGGAAGAUUGGCGGAGUCUAUUUGGAUUUGGAUUGUAUUGUCAUGCGUCCGCUGGAUAGUCUGAACAACACAGUUGGAACUGUUCGAGAUUUCAUACCCAAUUGGGUUGAGAAUGGCGUUAUGGCCUUCACCUCUGGACAUCCGUUUCUAUACUUUCUCAUGAAGUCGAUGAUAUUGGCCUUCCGGUCGGAUAAUUAUUUGAGUCUCGGUCCGCCUGCCCUGACGGAAGCCAUUCUCGAAUUUUGCAACCGGAAUGACUUGCCAGCAAAUAAAUGGUUGCCCUGCUGGCGGAAUUCAUCCAUUUUUAUUCAACCAGCGGAUUCCUUCUACGCCAUCGGCAGUGGACGUGCGGAUGCUUUCUAUCAGUCUGAAGUCGAUCCGGCUGACUGGGACAAACUUAAAAAUAGUUUUCUCUCACACAUUUAUGAUUCCGGUAGUGGACGGACGGUUCCUUUUGGUUCUCUGUACGCCCAUUUGACUCGAAAAUAUUGCCCCCUCAAUAGUCACAGAAUGUUUUUGUGAUGUACAAACUAUACUGCCGCAUAUAUUCCUACAUUUAAAUAUCUGAAUAUG
Daphnia pulex (common water flea) is the source of this 1932-nucleotide messenger RNA. RefSeq lists its product as uncharacterized. NCBI's taxonomy places the organism in Eukaryota, Metazoa, Arthropoda, Branchiopoda, Diplostraca, Daphniidae. The coding region runs from base 16 to 1881 and encodes 621 amino acids. The record is from RefSeq and is a predicted model, not a curated record. The transcript has 6 exons. Gene Ontology annotation, molecular function: hexosyltransferase activity. Gene Ontology annotation, biological process: glycosphingolipid biosynthetic process.